AUGAAUCCCCACCAACAGAACAAGAUCGAUAUCAACGCCAUGACCCCAGAGGAACAGAAACUCUUCCGUCUGUACGGCAAGAUGCCCAACAAGAAGGAUCUCCUGCAGAACAAGCUCAAGGAACGCAAAUAUUUUGACUCAGGCGACUACGCCCUCAGCAAGGCUGGCAAAGCUUCAGAUGUCGGCGUAACCAACAUCGGCUCCCAACACCCCGUCCCCGAGAAUAUCCCACACUUAACCGCUACCUCCCCCGGUGCCAAUAACCCUGCUACUGCGACUGGCAAUGGUAGUAUCAGUGCUCAAGGAGGCCAGCAGAUCCCUGGUAGCAUUAGCGGUCACCCGGGCUCGGUCGGGUUUCAGAGCCGCAGUCCCAUUAAGGAGGGCAGCUUUCUGAACCGGGGUACUAGCAUCAGCGAGGGCUCAGCUGGUCCUGAUCUGCAGGAUAAGGAGCCUAGAGAACCCAGUGUGAGCCCCCCGCCUGCUCGAGAGGGUGUACCUAUUCGCCGGUGA
Penicillium angulare is the source of this 510-nucleotide messenger RNA. Its product is annotated as endosulfine family protein. Bases 1 to 510 code for a protein of 169 amino acids. Lineage: Eukaryota; Fungi; Ascomycota; Eurotiomycetes; Eurotiales; Aspergillaceae. The record is from RefSeq and is a predicted model, not a curated record. Gene Ontology annotation, cellular component: cytoplasm. The transcript has 3 exons. Gene Ontology annotation, molecular function: protein phosphatase inhibitor activity.